GUCAUAAACUAGAUAUAAAGGCACCACAGGUGUGUGGUGGGACCCUCCAGGAUCAUAUAGGAGGUUUGUGGGGACGUUGAUCCGGUGCUGGGAGUCCUGGAGCAGCAGCAGAGCGGGGCUGCAGCAGGCAGGGGCUCCGGGGGGCUGCUGGCUGCAGCAUGCCUGCGCCUCUCCGCCGCAGCCGAGCAGCCCGCAGCCCGGUCCCGGUCCUGGUCCGGCUCCAGCACCAGCAAACUUUUCUGUACAUUUUCACGUCACCUGGACGCCGAACAUAAAUUUGGCAUCCUAUGCAAAUAUAUGCUGACGUAAAAGAUCAUGUGGUUUUUGUCGUCGAUCCCCCCUAUGAGCAACGAGGAGGUGUUUUUUUUUUCUGCUCUCUACUGUUGUCUUUAGGUUAGCUAUGCUACAGUCUUUACUGUACCCAGCGCUAGCUAUAUGCGCCCCGCGCCGCUCCACUCUGGAUAUCUGGGAAUAAUCAGGUCCAGGCGGUCGCACCCUGCACCCAGAGACCCUCACAGGCUGCCUAGCCGCCUGGCUGGCUGUGUGUCCGGGCUGCUGCUGCUGCUAGCGCCGCUCCAUCCGCCUCGGAGCUCCGGAGCCUCGGAGCGGGGAUCACCCUGCUCCCAGCCGGCAGACCUGCACCUCAAACUGGGGUCCGAACAGUGAGACACCUGGCUGCCAGAUUCCACAGGAGAUUACCCAGAGUGCAGCUGGCCUGAGGAGCAUCCAGAGGAGCGAGGACGAGGAGGAUCGAGGCGCCGUGAUUGGAGGAGGAGGAGGAGCCCCCUCUUCGCCUCCCGUGAAGCCCCGCCCCCUCUGAGGAAGUGCACUUGAGAGCCGCUGCUGUCUGUGAUGCCCUCCCAUGACGCCCCGGUCGGUAGCUGACACUGCCAGUGAGCGGGAGACGCCACUGCACAACCGGUCCUGGGCCCGCAUCGUCAGCCGGUUCUCGCCCUCCCUCUUGCACGCUGGAGACUUCAGCUCCGCCCGCCUACCAGUAUCCACAACCAUCAGCUCCACCGAUCCACCCCAGUGAAGCCCUUUCAAAAACAGACACGCUGACGUCCUCAGCGAGCACCAGCAGCAGCAGCAGCAGCCAAAAACCACAGUAUCUUCAACGCAACCAGCAGCACCAGCACCACCAUCGUAACCACCACCACCACCACCAGCAGCAGCAACCAUGUCCAGUCGUAGAAAGUCCUCUAACCCCUGCAUGGUCCGGGUCGUCAGCGACAUGCCCGAGGAGCAAGACGACCCCGAGGAGGUGAUGGACGUGGAAGUAUCGGCGGACAAUGAUGCAACAGAAAAAGAACAAUCAGAAGCUUGUGAAUCUGCAGAAGAGAAGAGUCAAGACCCCCAGCAGGAGAAGACAGAGAAUCCAGACCAGCAGACGGUUCCAAAACCAGUGGAGAACCAGAAUCCUGAGCCAUUAGAACAAAAAGAGCAGCCGGGUGAAACAGAACAACCCCCCGUCAUCGAAGACGUAGAAGCCACGGAGGAGAAGGACCGGGACGGGGGCGACUCCGACCCGGCGUCUCAGAAAAAGCAGCCCAGAGGCUACGAGUGCAAAUACUGCCCGUUUUCGACGCAGAACCUGAAUGACUUCAAGGAGCACGUGGACUCGAGCCACCCGAACGUCAUUCUCAACCCGUUGUACCUCUGCGCCGUCUGCAACUUCAACACCAAGAAGUUUGACUCUCUCACAGAGCACAACGAAAGCCAGCACCCGGGCGAGACGAACUUCAAGUUCAAGAGGAUAAAAAUGAACAAUCAGACUAUCUUAGAGCAGACAAUCGAAGGCAAGGACAAUUCAGUCGAGUGCGGCGUGACAAACGAGCAGGGUGAAAGCAACAGCAGCUCUGUGUUCCCGCCCUGCAUAUCGACCACGGUGAAGACCCCGGACAGCAUCCAGUCGCUCUACAAAGGGAGCGAACCGAAAAGCCAGCGGGACGGCCUGAUCCAGAAGAAUCAAAUCACAGCAGUGAACAUCAACGGAACGGUCAUCAUCCCCGAACCCACCAUCCUCCAAGGGCUCUCCCAUGUCACCCCGAUGCUCCAGCGCCCGCCCAACUUUAACUCUGUACCAAAAAUAGCUGUUCCCUUGAACACCACCAAAUAUAACCCUUCCCUAGACGACAACUUGACGUUGAUCACCUCCUUUAACAAGUUCCCUUACCCGACGCACGCCGAGCUGUCUUGGCUGACGGCUGCCUCCAAGCACCCGGAGGACCAGAUCAAAGUCUGGUUCACCACCCAGCGGCUGAAGCAAGGCAUCACCUGGUCCCCGGAGGAGGUGGAGGAAGCCAGGAAGAAGAUGUUCAACGGCUCCAUCCCUCCUGCACAUCACACGUUCACCGUCCUGCCUACCGUCUCUCAACCGUCUGCCAAAUCCCAGCAGUCCUUUGUCCACACCACCGUCGGGCACACAAGUUACGUCCGGACGACCGCGUCCAAUGGGUUCAGUGUCGUCGGCACCACAAACUCUCAUGCUGGCCCCAGCCCCGCCCUUAAACGAUCCCUGCCGACUCACCUGACGACGGUGUUCGGCCCCGAGUCCAAGCGGCCCAUCAUGGCCGUCGCCCCCCAUUCCGGCGACGCCAAAGACAGGGGCCUCAUGGCUCCCCCGCCCCCUCCUCCCCCGAAAGACCGCCUCCCAAUGGCCCCGCCUCCCGUCCCGACGGAGAUGAAGAGAUCUGUAGCAGCUCCUUUGGUCACCACGGAGAUGAAGAGGCUUUCCGCUACUGUGCCUUUAAUGCCACCGCCAUCGUCGUCGUCAUCACCGUGUUUGUCGUCCAAAGGGAAGAUUCUCUCUGCGUUAGGAAACCCCAAAACGAAGCCGGUGGUGUCGCUGCACUCCAUAGUCUUUCCAGAGUCUUUAACGAGGCCACUGAUAGUCCCGCCGCCUAUCUUUGCCCCGCCGUUCAAAAACUCGCUGCAUUAUCCGCUCUCUACGCCUAUCACUUCCAAAGAAAAGCACCCGAAUACCCACUCUUUGCCGGCUGCCGAUCUGAAGCUGCCAACCUCCCCGCCGCUUAUCACCCCGCAGAUGAGGAGGCCACCUAUUAUCCAGUCCAUCCACGGUCUGGCGAAAGCCCCCACCCAGAUCCCCGGGUACCCCUUGGACAGCAAGAAACUAAAAGAGCAGCAAGGAGUGGAGGUGAAAGCCAGCUACCCCAGAGGAGAUAAGGUACUCACUCCUCUGCUGGAGGCCAACGGGACGUCUCGCACGGACGGCAAAUGGUCCCACAAUCAAAAUCAAUCACUUGCUCACAACAACGGAGUCGUACAUUUGGACGGUUGCGACCCGUUGGCGGCGUUGAAACCAGACUUUCAUCAGAAGUCCUCGGUGCUGACGCAGUUCCCCUUGCUGGAGAGGAUGAAGGGAAAGACGGCGGAACAGCUAAAGAUCUUGGAGGAGAACUUCUUGAGGAACAGCUUCCCGACACUCAGCGACGUGGACAAUCUGGCGGGCAGCACCCGCCUGUCUCACCAGGAGAUCGACAGUUGGUUUGUGGAGCGCCGUGCACUACGUGACAACCUGGAACAAGCCCUCCUCAACUCCAUGGGCACCAAGAGGAUGGACGCAGGUGGCAUCGCUGCCAUCGCCAAGAAACGACAGCAGCAGCACGAAACUCUGCAGCUGAACGGGAUUCACAAACCGAGCAGUGGUGUGGGCCAUCUGAAGAACCCUCUGGCGCCCUUGCACUCCCUGCCCAUCAUCGCCCCCUCCAUCCCCAACAUGAACUCCUGCUCAGUGCCUCCAGACAGCCGAUCCAUGGCGCUCCUCAAGGACGAUUUUGCUCAAACGCGGUGGCCUUCCCCUGAGGAGUUCAGCCAACUGGAGGGUCGGACGGGACGCGCCGAGCUCGCCCGCUGGUUCACCGACAGCCGGCUGCAGAGCGGCAGCAUGGAGCUGACGGAACUUUUUCACAACAACGGAGUGAACGGAGGGCAGGGGCUCCCGCCCGUCUGCUCGCCCAAAAACACUCCCCCCAGCAUCCUCCAGCGCUGUCAGGAUGGAGCCCUAACAAACAACAACAACAACAACAGCAGUAAGGUGUUGGAGGUGGAGUUGGGCUGGCUGAUGGAGCAGCGCGCCAACAGCCUCAGCAGUCACGAGGAGCUCCAAGACCGGUUUGCUGGCAGACUGAGGCAGCAGACGGCGGCGGAGCUGAAGAACGGCGGGCAGAACGGCGGCGUGAUGGGCGGAGCGCGGGAGGUGUUCGGCAGCUGGCUGGACGACGGACACUCGAGGAGAGGACGGGAGCUGCUGCUGGAGCGGGACAGGAAGCUGACGGAGGACACGUCUGGGAGGCUGACUGGAUAGACGGUGCGAAUAGGAUUUGCCGCCAUCGCCGCCACCGCUGCUGCUGGAAACAUACAGGAGGAAAAAAGAAAAACGAGGUGGACGGAGAACGGAGCAACAAAAAAGAAGAGUUUUUUUUUGUUCAGUUUUUUAAUUAUCAAGAUAUUUUUUUCUUUUAUUUUUUACCGAUUUUUAUCUCUUGAUUGUCGCGUCACGCACGACGACAAACAUCCUCCUCCGGGUUUUAAUCUCGUCAGCGCUCUCGACCCGCAGCGACCCCGCUCCGCAACAAUAAAAGCAUGAGUUUAUUUUAUUUUGGCGGGGCCUAAACCCGCUCAAAAUUGAGUGCGAGGAGAAAUUCAGGCUCACGACCUGUGAAGAUAAUUGAAACUGGCCUCCCUCACGGAGAGAAUGGGAAAUUGGUGCUUUUUCUGUUUAUCUUUCUCUCAGUAAUGUGAUUUUUUUUUACAGUAAUAUCACAUUUCAGGAGCUAAUCUUCAUAUGCAAGCUGCAGCUCAGCGCACAAACACCUUCAGAGACGCUGCUGUAAACAGCAGGUGCAGCUUUCUCUGCAGUCGGACGCAAAAGAAACACAAACUUCCACACAAAAGAGGUCGACGAGUCUGAAUCAGCAAGAAAAUCAAGUUUAUUUUAUAGCACAUUUAAAGACAAGUUUAAAAAAAACACCAACAAGACGCUAAAAGACAAAGGAAAUGAAAGUCAGUGGUAUAAAAUGUGCACAAAGACAAAACAAGAUAUUAUAAGAUUCAUUAAAAGGAUAAAAAACCAAUAAUAAAAGAGUUCAUUCUUCACUUUAAAGAGGAAUCAUCCAGCUUCUUCCAAUCACGUGAUCUUCAUCAGUUUUACAGUGUAAUAAACUGUAAAAACUGUGUCUUUUUCCACAGUUUGUGUUACUAGAAGCUCCAGAUACCCAAAUGUCUGAGCACAAGCAGAGAAAAAGUGAGUUUUUUUCAUGAUAUGUCACCUUUAAGAAACUUUAUGGACCAAUUUUCUGGCAAAGUCCAACAAAAAGUCCAACAAGAGGAUCAAUCACAGAAGUAAACUUCAUAAAAAGCCUUUUAAAGGAACCCAAAGGUGCUUUAAAUGGUGCAUAACUAAAAAAAAAUGGGCACCAUUUUUUAAACCAAAGUGAUAGAGUGCUGUAUACAAUGCAAACAUGGAGACUUAAAAUCAGGAAAUAACAAUAUAAAAGUGAUUAAAAACAGUAAAUAACUAAUAGAAGUGCAAAUACAAUCAAUGUAACAUUUAAAAAAUAAGUGAAACAUAAGUUAAAUAAUAAGUUUCGAUGUAAAAAUAUGAGUUUUUAGCAUCUUUUUCAAAAUAUCAACUGACUGCAUUUUUUAUAAAAUGUUUCGGAAACAAAACUACUUGGUUGGAGUUCGGAAAAGAUCGUGGCAGACGCCAAAAAUGACACAUACUUUGUCGCACAUUAAAAAUUCUUAGAUGCACGCGUUCACCGACUUCAGCUGAAUUUUGUGAUAUAGGCCACGCCCAUUUCCGCCAAGAAUUUAUUUUAUCGCAUAAUUGCGAAAAAAAAGCUAAAUCUACUUUUCCGAACUGCGCCAAAGGAGUUCAAUCUGCACGAAACUUUGCACACAGAAUCUGUUGUACUGAAUGAUAGAAAGUUCUUCAAGGAAUUGUUAUAAUGCAAAAAAAAAUAUGCAAAAAAAACUAGAUGGCGCUUUUUUGCAAAAUCAAUUAAAAAAACUGUAAAACUGUGCCUCUUUUCAUAGUUUGACAGAUGUCCACCAGCAGAUGGCGCUAUAAUCAAGUCGUGAGUGUUUUGGCCCGAAACUCCUGUAUACUUUGUUGCACAUUAAAACUUAUUACAUGCACAAAUUCACUUAGUUCAGCUGAAUUUUGUGAUAUAGGCCACGCCCAUUUCUGAGAAUUUAUUUCAUCGCAAAAUCCCGAAAAAAGCUAAAUCUACUUUUCUGAACUCAUUAAAUGCGCAAAGUACAAGCUGCAUGAUAUUUUGCACCUAAUAUCUGUGCUACUGACUGGUAAAAAAAAGUUGUUCAAGGAAUUGUUAUAAUGCAAAAAAAAUAUGCAAAAAACGGCCUCUAGGUAGCGCUUUUUUUGCAGAAUUGUUAAAAAUGCAUUUUUCGAGGUGACACUUUUAAAAGAAGUUGGAAAAUUUACCAAACUCCCUUUUUCCAGCUCAUUUUAGUAUGUCAGUCCAAUCGGCAUCCACUUUUAAACAUUGUGCAUUUCCGCCAAGAAUUUAUUUUAUCGCAAAAUCCCGAAAAAAGCCAAGUCUACUUUUCCGAACUCCUUAAAUGUGCAAAGUACAAUCUGCAUGAAAUUUUGCACACAAUAUCUGUGCAAUUGACGGAUAAAAAGUUGUCCAAGGAAUUGUUAUAAUACAAAAAAAAUGCAAAAACGGCCUCUAGAUGGCGCUUUUUUGCAGAAUUGAUAAAAAUGCAUUUUUCUCGGUGACUCUUUUAAAAGAAGUUGUAAAAUUCACCAAAUUACAUCAGUCCAAUCUGCAUUCACUGCUGCACGUCUCGCAGAUCUUAUUUUAAUUAUCAUCUCCCAGAUAAUGACCUCAUCUCGUCGUGUCCUUUUCUUCUUCUGUGGUUUUUAAGGCGCCGACUGUAGAUUCAGCUCCACCGGCUGUUUUAAUGAACUCAUAUUAACAUGACAGUGGAGGGUUAAUUUAAAAAGUUUUUUUUGCUAAAUUUGGGGCUGAGCGACCCUUUAAAGAAAAUAACUUCCCUUUAAAAAAGAAGGAUUUGUUAUUGAUAAAAAGAAUUCCCUUUAACAGAUCCAACAUUCCCUUUAAACGAGGGUUUGACUGAUGAUCAAAUAGAUUUUUUUCUGAACUUUCCCUUUAAUGAGAAGAAAAGAAAAACCAGUUUGUCGUGAAAUAAAAACCUGAACUUCUCCUUUAAGUCGCUCUCGUGAGACGGGGAUUAGCGGGUCGUGAACUCUGGACUGGACGGAUGUUUGCGGCUGAGGUGAUGUUGUGCGUGAGGAGGAGGAGCAGGAGGAAGAGGAGGAGCAGGAGGAGCAGGAGGAGGUGAACCGGAGCACUGAAUGUGUGCCUGCAGCAGCAGUCUGACUGUACACACCGACCGACCGACAAACCGACCGACCAACCGACAGACAGACAGACAGGGUGGAUUUAAAAACAAACAAACAAACAAGAAAAAAACAACAACAACAACGACAACAAACAAACAAACAAAAACGCCGUGUGCCAAAGCUGGGAUCUGCUGCAUUCUCACUACACUUUUGAAAAAAAAAAAAGGGUUCUUCUUCUUCUUCUUCUUCUUCUUGUAAAUAGGAUAUAUAUGUUUGUUUGUUUGUUUGUUUGUUUGUUUGUUUCUCCUGUAUUGCUACAGAUUUGUAAAAUUUUGCGGAUAAAAAAUUUUGUUACAUUUUUGUAAAAUGGGAGCAAAACGUCCCCCCGAAACCUCCUGAAUCUUUUUUUUUUAAACCUCUCUCUCUCUCUCUUGGUUUCUCUUCUUUUUCUUUUAUUUGUUGAUGGACUUUUAAAAAAAAAACAAAAAAACGGUGCCAGCAGUGGAAUGUGUGCGUGCAACGUUUUUUUUUGUUGUUUUUUUUUUUUUACUUUUUUUUUGUUUUUUUCCUCCGUCUCUCUUUCUCUUUUUGUACUGAACCGGAGUGGAACCACUACAAAAAAACACACACACAGAAAAAAAAAAAAAAAGACGGACCAGUUGGCAAUACUUCAGUCACUUCUUCUUCAUCUCACCGGCACUGGACUUCCGCCCGCCACUUCCCCGCUGAGAGGAGAGGAGAGGUGGGAGGAGGAGGAGGAGGAGGAGGAGG
This is a messenger RNA of Centropristis striata (black sea bass), 8125 nucleotides long. RefSeq names its product zinc fingers and homeoboxes protein 2-like. Lineage: Eukaryota; Metazoa; Chordata; Actinopteri; Perciformes; Serranidae. Gene Ontology annotation, cellular component: nucleus. Gene Ontology annotation, molecular function: DNA binding; DNA-binding transcription factor activity, RNA polymerase II-specific. The record is from RefSeq and is a predicted model, not a curated record. The transcript has 6 exons. Gene Ontology annotation, biological process: regulation of transcription by RNA polymerase II. The coding region runs from base 1181 to 4327 and encodes 1048 amino acids.